GGUGAUGAGUAGUAGACUUGACACUUUAGUGGACCAGCGGCACCAGACAAUGGGUCGCCGUCUGGACCAGUACAUGUAUUUUAUGGAUUAAUUGUCCAUUUCCGGGUUCCGUCAUGGCGCCGUCUAUCACUCGACUGUGCCGCAGCGUGGCUGUCUCGACGUGGCUCGUCUCCUCCCUUUGCUCCGUACACCUGUUGUGCUUGGACUUCACCGUGGCCGAGAAGGAGGAGUGGUACACGGCCUUCGUUAACAUCACCUACCUGGACCCGGUGACCGCGAGGCCGCGGAGCGACAAGAGCGAGUGCGGCCGCUACGGCGAGCAUUCGCCCAAGAAGGAAGCCCGAGGGCUGGUGUUGGCGCCGUGGUUGCCGCAGGAGCGACAGAUGUGCGAGCCGACCGCUCGCUUCCCACCGGCGGCGUCGCGCUCCGAUACCGCCUGGGUGGCGCUGGUGGCCGCGGGGAACUGCUCUUACCGGGAAAAGAUCCGGAACGCGGCCGGACACAACGCUUCGGCUGUGGUCGUUUACAAUAUGGGCUCCAGUGGUACCAACGACACUAUUACCAUGCCCCACUCUGGUACAGGUGACAUAGUGGCCAUCAUGAUCCCGGAGCACAAAGGUCGGGAAAUCAUGGCGCUGCUGGAGCAGCAGGUGGCGGUCACAAUGCACAUCACUGUAGGGACACGCAACCUGCAGAAGUAUGUGAGCCGAACAUCGGUAGUCUUUGUCUCCAUCUCCUUCAUCAUUCUCAUGAUAAUCUCCCUCGCCUGGCUUGUCUUCUACUAUAUCCAGAGAUUCCGCUAUGCUAAUGCCCGAGACCGCAACCAGAGACGCUUAGGGGACGCUGCCAAAAAAGCCAUCAGCAAGCUUCCAGUACGCACCAUUAAGAAAGGAGACAAGGAGGCUGAGCGCGACUUCGACAGCUGCGCCGUGUGCAUCGAGGCUUAUAAGACUAAUGAUGUCGUCCGGGUGUUGCCGUGCAGGCAUGUAUUCCAUAAGCAUUGCGUGGACCCCUGGCUGCACGACCAUCAGACGUGUCCCAUGUGUAAAAUGAAUAUACUCAAGGCUUUGGGAAUCUUGCUUAACCCGGACUGCUCUGACGAGUCGCCGCCAGACUACGAGUUUAUGCCGGGGGGUCCGUCCGCCAACCCGGCCGUUAGCGCGGUUGGGCAAAUCAGUGUCAGCGAGAGCUCCGUGGCACUGGAGCUGGCCCAGAGGGCGACUCAUCCCGACGUGGAGUUGGCGCCCCAGGCAGAAGAGAACUACUUUAUUUCCAGCAGUGAGCACCAGCUGCCACUCAGCAGUGAUUCCGACUCUUCCCUCAACAUGCUAAGCGGGACACAAGCGGACCCCGUCAGAGCCGGACAAAUUUCGGAGAAGGAAGAAGAGCAGGACCGGAGCACAACUACUUGACUGAGGCUUGUAAACUCACGCUUAAACUAUCAUCUUCUGGUUGUUUUAACACCCAAAUAUUUCCAAAUGAAAGGGUUGACCAUCCACUUUUCUGCACAACGAAGCGACCCUUUUCAUUGUUUUGACGUCCACUUUUCCCAGUGAGAGGUUUUCAGUAAAGACUGUGGAAAUUGUUGCCUUUCCAAGCGACUCAAAGGAUGAAAACGGACGCUCCCUCCGGUACGAAGCUUUUAAUUAUCCAGAAAUAUAUUCUGUUCGGGGGGGAUCACUGCCAGUUUUUUCCUUUGGAGUUGAAAUGACAAGCAACAUUUGGACCGGUUCACCAUGUCGCCUACGUGCGCUGACUCACGCUCUCGUACAGACUUUUUUCGCACAAGUGAUGUCAACCUUGUCGCCAAUAUGUCGUCUUCGAGUCCCUGCCAAGUGUAUUUUUUCUGUUCUUAAGGGAAAAAUAAGGGGACCAAAUAAUGGGACGCCCCGACUGCUGCCACGUAGGAAAUGCUGCAUUAAUUUUUGAUGUCAUAUCAAUCCGAGUUUGGGUGAUGUCCUUUCUUACAGUGUUGCACCGAUACCAUUUUUAGGCUGAACGAUACCGAUUCUCAUCAGCCGUUAGGAUACUAGGUGUGUGACAAUAUACAGUGGUAUGAAAAAGUAUCUGAACCUUUUGGAAUUUCUCACAUUUCUACAUAAAAUCACCAUCAAAUGUGAUUUGAUCUUUAUCAAAAUCACACAGAUGAAAAAACUGUCUGCUUUAACUAAAACCACCCAAACAUUCAUGGGUUUUCAGAUUUUAAUAAGGAUGGUAUGCAAACAAUGACAGAAGGGGGAAAAAUAAGUGAGUGAACUAUCACAUUUAAUAUUUUGUGCCCCCCCACCCCUUUGGGAGCAAUAAUUUCAAGCAGACGCUUCCUAUAGCUGCAGAUCAGUCUGGCACAUCGAUCAGGACUAAUCAUAGCCCAUUCGUCUCGAUAAAACUGCCGUAGUUUAGUCAGGUUCCUGGGAUGUUUGGCAUGAAUUGCUGUCUUUGGGUCAUGCCACAGCAUCUCAAGUCUGGACUUUGACUUGGCCAUUCCAGAACUUGUAUUUUGUUCUUCUGAAACCAUUCUGAAGUUGCUUUACUUCUGUGUUUUGGAUCAUUGUCUUGUUGCAGUAUCCAUCCUUUUUUUUUUUUUUUUAGCUUCAACUGUCCGACAGACGGCCUCAGGUUUUCCUGCAAAACAUCCUGAUGAACUUUUGAAUUUAUUCUUCCAUUAAUGAUUGCAAGUUGUCCAGUCCCGGAGGUAGCAAAACAGCCCCAAAUCAUCAAACCCUCCACCAUGCUUCACGGUGGGGAUGAGGUGUUGAUGUUGGUGAGCUGUUCCAUUUUUACUCCACACAUGACAUUGUGUUACUCCCAAAUAAUUCAACUUUGGUUUCAUCAACCCACAAACUAUUUUGCCAAAACUUCUGUGGAGUGUUUAAGUGCCUCAUUGCGAACAUUAAACAAGCAACAAUGUUUUUUUUAGACAACAGUGGCUUCCUCCGUGGAGUUCUCCCAUGAACACCAUUCUUGGCCAUAGUUUUACAUACAGUAUAGUUGAUGUGUGCACAGAGAUAUUGGACUGUGCCAGUGAUUUCUGUAAGUCUUUAGCAGACACCCUAGGGUCCUUUUUUACCUCUGAGUAUUCUGCGCUGAACUCUUGUCGUCAUCUUUGGUAGACGGCCACUCCUUGGGAGAAAAGCAACAGUGCCAAUACGCUCUCCAUUUGUAGACAACUUCUCUGACUGUCGAUUGAUGAACAUCCAGACUUUUAGAGAUGGUUUUGUAUUCUUUCCCAGCUUUACACAAAUCAACAAUCCUUGAUCGCAGGUCUUCAGACAACUCUUUUAACCGAGCCAUGAUGCACAUCAGACAAUGCCUCUCAUCAAGGCAAUUCUUACCAAGUGUGUGUUUUAUAGUGGGCAGGGCAGCUUUAAACCACUCAUCAGUGAUUGGGCACACACCUGACUUAAAUUGUUUGGUAAAAAUUGGUUUCAAAAGUCUCCCUAGGCAGAUGAUUCACUUACUUAUUUUUCCCCCUCCUGUCAUUGUUUGCAUACUAUCCUCAUUAAAAUGUGAAAACCUAGAAAUGUUUGGGUGGUUGUAGUUAGAGCAGACUCAUUUUUCAUCUGUGUGAUUUUGACAAAGAUCAGAUCACAUUUGAUGGUGAUUUUAUGCCGAAAUUCCAAAAGGUUCAGAUACUUUUUCAUACCACUGUAUCGCAGCAGUGAUGUAUAGCGAUACUUAUUGUUCUGCCAAGAAUCGAUAUAUCGUUUAGUCUCGUGAUGAACUAAUUUGAAUUCAUGGCAGAAGCAUGAAAACCAUAAUGGCCCUACUAGGGCGGCCAUGUUGGUAGAGGCGACGAUUGCGUCCAUGUUAAAAUGAAGUCAUAACAUUCUUAGCUCAUUUUUAAAAGACACUGCUUUAGUCAUUGUCUUUGACAGGGCUAGAAGUCCAAUCCAUUGGAAGUGGGAGGGAUGGCAGCACUGCCACCCUCCCGCUUCCACUGGAUUGGACGUCUACCAAUGAUGAAGUCAUUGACGGUGUGCUUAGCUGACAGCCAUCUUGUGUAGGGCGAAACUUGGAAACAAUCUGGAAAAGAACAUAAUGCACAGCAUUUAAAUGCCCUAUCGGUACAGAUACGAGUAUCGGUAUCGGUGCAACACUACUAUCUUAUAGGUGUGUUUUUUAAUCAACUGCAGCGAGUACCAGGUUUUAACCAGGUAUCAUGGGUUAACUCACCAAAAAGUCUCAAGAAGCUACGCCAUGAAAUCAAUCAAUUUGUUUUGAUGAGAUCAUUUUAGGGUCAUCUUGGACUUUAUUUUUGGUAAAAGUAGUGAGGAUUUUGUGGGGGGGGAAAUUAGCUCCCGAAGCCAGUUUUACGUAGUUGCAUGUUCAUCAAGGGUUGACCCACCAAAAAGUAUGAGGUCAUGCUGUAACAUGAACUGUUUUGGUUUGAAAGUACGCUUUUAGCCUUAUUUUUGAUCAUAGUAGUUAGAAUUUUUUGGGGGGGAAAAAAAACAGCCUCCGAAACCAGUUUUACCUAGUGGCAUGAAAUUUGGUAAGCAUGUCAAUCACGAGUCGACACACCAAAAAGUCUCAAGAUGCUAUGCUUUAAAACAGUGGUUCUCAAUCUGGGUUCGAUUGAACCCCAGGAGUUCGUUGAGUAAGUCUAAGGCAGUGCUUCUCAAUUAUUUUCUGUUACGCCCCCCCAAGGAAGACUUAAAUGUUUCGCGCCCCCCCCAAACUCUGCCGCCACUAUAAAUAGUAUCAUUUGUCUAUAAUUUUACUAUUAUAAGUACGCCUCUGCCCCACACUUUUUUUCCUAUUAGAGAAAAUAAGAGAUCAACUUAUAAAGCAUAACUUUAUUAACAUUUUCUUUGUAACCGAAACACUUAACGCGCAUCAAUUUGCCUGAAUUAAAAAAAAAAAAAAAAAGUCACAUCCAAACUGUAAAAAUACACUGAAGGUACAUUUUUGACCAUUUGAUACUGAAAAAAAAAGUAAUAACAAAUUCAAAAAUGAUUUGAAACAUUAACUCAUGGGGACAAUAUGCCAAAAAAUUUGACCGAAAAAACAAAACUGAAUAGAAGAAAAAAAAAAAUUUGUGUCUUUGGACAGAAGGACAAUUUUUAUUUUCGCUGCUCACUGCUCACAGUAUCACCUCCAGUUUGCAAUGGUGAGGGGUUAUUUUGCACUGAGCAUGCUAACAGUGCUCACUGGUUUACUGAUACAACACUGACAAAGUGGGACGAUUGUUGGCAAUAUUCGGCACGUUUUCGCUGAAAAACAACCAAGCGGCUUAUCAAUGAGAUUGGGGUCCAAUGUCUUUAAGUGGCGUCUUAAUUGAUUUGGCUUCCGGCUGUCCGCUAUAAUCAUUUUUAGACACAGCAAACAGUGGUCUUUCCUCAUCUACCACUGUAUUAAAUGUCAAAGGCAAACGGCCCGAAAAAAGCGUAUUCUCGGCGGCCGAGGGAGAACCGUAAGUGAGGGUGGUCGUCGUGACGAUCCCAAGCCGAAAAUGGCACUUCUCGGGCGGACACGUGAGAACCGGAGAAGACAGUGGGUCGCUGCGUGAGUCCGGCCGGAAAACGGCUUUCGAAAACGGCACACAGCUCUCCAGCUCUUCAUGAGUCUCUUCCGUGUGAUCUUGCUUACUUCAAAAAUACUGCGCGCACUUUGAAAAUUAGAGUGCCACUGCCACCCACUGAGUGGAUGUGCAAGUACACUUUAUUCUAGUACGGCAAAAAAAAAAGCAUGUUCCCCGAGGUCACACGCACCACCCCAGGGGGGCGCGCCCCACUAUUUGAGAAUUACUGGUGUAAGGGGUUCAGCGAAGGUAAAGAAACACAGAGCCUUAUGUUCAUACGCUGAUUAAAUCUAGGCAAAGUGGCUUUUUAGACAAGGUUUCGGACUUGGUUGCUCCCAAUUUAUAGGCUUAGUUUCUUUUUUAACUGCUAGUCCUCAAUCUGAUGGAAGGAGGAACUGGUUUGCUCAGUGGAAGGUUGACUCGCACUUGGUAUGAGGGAAUACAACAGACCAAUGGGCAGCGUGUUCUGAAAUUUUGACCUGUUUAAAAAACAUACUGUCGAAAUGAGAAGAAUUCUGAACGGGAAUUAGCUCAAUUAUUAGCUUGCUAGCUCAGAUAUAUUGGUUUUGAAUUUGAAAAAAAAAAAAAAAAAAGCGUUAUUUUAUUUAAUUCCGAAGGGUUCGGUACCUUUAGCAAGGUUAAGAACCAGUCCUUUAAAAUAUACUAUUUUGUUUUGAAGGGACCAUUUUAGUCAUUUUGAGCAUUUUGUUUGAAAUUUUUUCAAACAAAAAUUUAGCCCCCGAAACUAGUUUUACUUGGAUGCGUGAAAUUCAGUAGAUGUGUCGAUCCCGGGUUAAUUCACCAAAAAGUCUCGAGGUCAUGCCGUGAAAUAAAGUUUUAUGUAGAAAGGAUACAUUUAGGGUCAUCUUGGACAUGUUUCGGUAGUACUGUAGUAAUUUGAAUUUUGGGUGGGGAAAAAAAAAAUCAGCCCCCGAAGCCAGUUUUAUUUGGCCGCGCGAAAUUUGGUAGAUAUGUCUAUCACAGGUAAAUUCACCAAAAAGUCUCAAGAACCUAUGCUGUAAAACGAACUGUUUUGGUCUGAAAGGAUGAUUUUUAGGGUGAUAUUAGUCCCAUAUAGACUAAGAUGUAGUCCUAAGUACUUUAAUAUCAUUUAAUUUUUUUAAUUUAGAUUAUUUUUUUCUUCCUCAAAAUCACAAGUGUUAGCUUGAUAGCUAGCCUGGUACUUCUGCAGUUGAGUGAACAAAACGCUCCAGCUGCUCUAUGACGAAAUCCGAUAUUUGUAAAUGAAACAUCCAACACCAGCUUUACCCAACGUCAUUGUGUAGCCGACUGUUUUUCCCGCCUGUAACCCCUCGUUUUCCACGUAAAAGAGGUUCAAGUAGUUCCUCCGAUGUCCUCUUUGCCCGUCUUGUUGCACUUUACAGCCUUCCAGUGAGUGUGAAAGAACUUUAAAACAAGGGACUUGAAACUUUUGAAUAAGGCGCAUGACUUGCGCUCGCUUGUUGUGGUAUUUGAUGCCCAGGGGGACCAAUCUUGGUAUAUAUUGCACACUGUCUAGCAGACAAGAUCAUGGCUAUUUUCUUACAUGAAUGUGUAUGAUGGGCAAAAUGUCCCCAUUAACGUUGAUGCAUGUGUACGCCUUGUGUCGGAAUAAAAAUCCAGGUUGCAAUAUCA
Corythoichthys intestinalis (scribbled pipefish) is the source of this 7156-nucleotide messenger RNA. Its product is annotated as RING finger protein 150-like. Lineage: Eukaryota; Metazoa; Chordata; Actinopteri; Syngnathiformes; Syngnathidae. The coding region runs from base 114 to 1412 and encodes 432 amino acids. The record is from RefSeq and is a predicted model, not a curated record. The transcript is spliced from 7 exons.